This is a messenger RNA of Rubroshorea leprosula, 785 nucleotides long. Lineage: Eukaryota; Viridiplantae; Streptophyta; Magnoliopsida; Malvales; Dipterocarpaceae. The record is from the annotation of a GenBank genome assembly.
UGGUCAUGGAUCGGCCCAGUGCUUCGGCACGUCCUAUGAUAGUUUCUGAUCUUGAUCAUACAAUGGUUGAUCAUCAUGAUGUUGAGAAUGUAUCUCUACUCUGCUGCUCCGUAUAUCAUGCCCAGGUGGAAAUAAAAAGUCCCUGGUAGUUGGAGUGUUGGCUGAUGGAUUAACUUGAGUAUAGGAUCCAUCUGCUGUAACUGUCCAUCCAUCUAGUGUCGAGAAAAAUCUGGAUGAACGCAUACAUAAACUCAAAGCGUGGUAUGGAGACAAGCAGAGAAAAGUGUUUCGGGUUUGGGUGGAUCAUGGAUUAUCUAUACAGAUUGGUUCAAGCACAUGGCUGGUGAAUUUCGAUAAGUGGGAGCAGUGUGGUGAGAUUUCUUUAUAUGUUCUUCUAUAUCUGCUCAAUCUCUGCAUCUUUUCAAUUUAAACUAGAUGUCAUAUCUGUGCUAAUUUAUUUACCUUUCUUGCAUUCAUCUCUUUGUGGAUAUGGUAGUAAAUGUCUCUCCAACUUGGAAGACAAAUGAUUGACUUGUGGACUUCAAGAGGGUGAUGGUUCACAUGGGUUCACCCGGAUGCGUGUACAACAGGCGUGGCGAUAAGGAUAAAAAAUAAAAGAUCAUUCAGCCUGGCUGUUCUAGAUUGGUAUCAGAUAUUAUCCCUGACCUUUCUAGCUCCAGAAUAUUGUUCAGUGUUCAAUUGAAGUGAAUGUACUGAUGAUGUUAAUAUUUCAUUUCUUAUAUAUAAAACUAUUCACAGCCAUAGAAUAUAGAGAUCAUUCUCUU